AUGAAAGAUUCUGUUACCUUGGCUGUGAAGAACAAUAGUAAUCUCUCAUUUUUUUGGGAUCCUUGGUGCAGCAAAAAAUCAUUGGCUGAGCUAUCUUGCCCUUUGUCCUUCUCUAGCUUGAAACUCUCUGAUGUCUUUGCACUGGAUAAUUGGAUUUUGCCUGCUGGGUUGCCUGCUGAUAUUGCUUCUCAAAUUUUGCUGGUUAAUUUUAGCUCUAUGCCUAACACCAUUAACUGGGAUGGUGUUGUUUCUCCUUCAAGGUUUAUUUUCUCUAAAUCAUACUUCUCUUUUAUGGAUGAUGUUAACUGGGCAAAAUUUGUUUGGACUAAGGGCUAUGCUUUGAGGUACGCGUGCUAUGUCUGGAUGGCUUUGCAAAGCAAACUUAAAACUGCUGAUCAGCUUAUCUUUAGAGGAAUUUCUGUUUCUGCUGCUUGCUCAUUUUGUGCUUCUAAUCGUGAAAGUCACUCGCACUUGUUCUUUGAAUGUGACUUUAGUUUUAAUAUUAUUACUGCUCUGUUUCCUGUUAUGAAAAGUUUCUACCUCAGACCGAAUUUGCUUCAGGUCUAUGAUUUCUUGAGUAGUAUUAGAGAUUUUAACAAAAUUGAUGUUCAGUUUUGCUUCUUGGUUAUCUCUAUCUUGGUUUACUGGAUUUGGAGGGAGAGAAAUGGCAGGAAAUUCUCUUCUUUAAGAAGGAAUAACAUUGAGCUGUUGCGUGUGAUCAUUCAUGCUAUUAGAGCUAAGUGCUGUAUUUCUCUAUGUACUAUUGGCCCGUUGAUUGGUUGCAGUCGGUCUGGCUGGACAAUGAUGAAGCUCCCGCUGAGUUCCUUGGAUGGCCUUUGGAUCUGGACUGAAGGCUGUUCAUCAUUUUCUUCCUGCUGCUCGUCGGAUCUUCUUGCUGAAAGCUGCUUGUUUAAUCUCUUCUUUACUACCAUUUUGGUUCAUAAUGCUUGA
Messenger RNA from Dendrobium catenatum, 951 nucleotides. RefSeq lists its product as uncharacterized. NCBI's taxonomy places the organism in Eukaryota, Viridiplantae, Streptophyta, Magnoliopsida, Asparagales, Orchidaceae. Bases 1 to 951 code for a protein of 316 amino acids. The transcript has 4 exons. The record is from RefSeq and is a predicted model, not a curated record.